AUGGCUGAUGCUAUUUUGGGCAUUGUUGCGGGCGGAAUAGGUAUAGCAUCUCUGGCUAUCCAGCUCGUAGAGGUUGCACAAAAGCUCCAUUCGUUUUGGGACACUUUGGAAACCGCGAACUCAAAUAUUGAGCGCAUCAAGGAUCAUUUGUUAUUGAUGCAGACUAUAUCAAACAGCAUCGUUGACAUAGCAAACCAGGAGCCAAAUAUCAAUUGCGAAGAAAGUGUCACUAGGAGUCUAGAUAUUUGUAAGAUACGAACAAGAAACUUGGAGAAGCAAAUCAACAGUGGUGUUCUAAAUGGAGCUGGUCGUAAAUCCAAGCGCGGUUUGUCAUCUUUCAAAACGGCCCUGAAAGAUAAGACUAUUCAAAACAUCGAAUCUCAACUGAGAGGGAAUGUUAUGAUGCUUCUCGUAUCUCUUCAACUAUUCUUUCAUCACGUCCAAUCUCAGAAACUAAAUUAUCUGAGUAGCCGAAUUUCGCAUCUCUCAGUUCCAUUAGUCUCUCAUCACGACUUGGCUGGUAUACCAGAAGCAUAUAAGCUGCUGAAUGUUGAUUCAAAACCUCUUUCGGAAAGCAAAAACAGCUCCGAAGCCCCUUCAAAGAGCAUUCAUCGAAACGGAAGAAUCGAAUUAUCCCGACGUGAGCAUCGCCGCGCAUUCAUUAAGCUCGAUAUUUAUACUUUCCUCAAAAAAUUAUCAUCAACCCUUGGCAUAUCUUUACAUCCUAUAUGGAAAAUGUUUCAACUUAAAUAUGCAUUUGGAGUCACUUAUACGUCAGUUGAGUUCUCAAACUAUAAUCGUUCUGUCUACUUCGAGGAUGCUCUAUAUUCAAAUAUCAAAAGGCGCCUGAAGGUCAUUCUGCCAAUAGCUUCUUUCCAGAUCCAGACUUCGAGCACCCCAUGGUCUCUUACCUCCUAUCCAAUUACCCCGUGCCAAUCUCAAAUAUUUACAAUAUGCGCGGAUGGUAACAUCGAUACUGUGAAGCAGUGGUUCAAGAACUCUUGGGUUUCGCCUUUCGUGGUCAACCAGCAUGGCAAGAACCUAUUACAUCAUUCUAUCGAGGACCGGAGGAAGGGUUUGCGUGGUUAUUCGCGUCAGAGUACGAGGGUUCAGAUCCAGAGGCCUACGACUCCGAAGGCUGGACGGACACUUCUCGACGAUGCGCCAUUCAACUUCGGUUGGUGGACGCAGUUGUGUCACGAUGACCAGGCUGUAUCCUGGCAGAGCAUCUAUCUCCUUAGGUCCGGAGCAAACUCUCAUGCCAGAACCUUAGAAGGAGAUUUAACUCCUUUGGACACCUUUAUGCGGGGUUGUACUGCCCAUUCUGUUGACCAUGCAACGAAAUGGCCUCAGGCGCUUAGUGAGAGCGGCGUUGUUUUGUAUGAAUAUAGCAGAGAAGAGCAACGCCUACACGCACCGGAGCACUACUUAAAUAGCACCUGGGACGGGGAGCUUUGGAGGUGGAUACCCACAAAACGUAGAGUAAUCUACAAAUACGGCAACACUGUUUCAGAGGUUGCAAUAUGGUUGGAGGACUAUGACGCUCUGAGCUGGUUUCAGUGUUGGAGGCACGACCUAAAGAUCUUUGGAGUGUUGACUUUGUCUGAGAGUCUCCUGAGAUGA
Molecule: messenger RNA, 1623 nt
Organism: Lachnellula hyalina
Lineage: Eukaryota; Fungi; Ascomycota; Leotiomycetes; Helotiales; Lachnaceae
Exons: 3
Coding region: 1-1623 (540 amino acids)
Source: RefSeq, a predicted model, not a curated record